Messenger RNA from Bombina bombina (fire-bellied toad), 795 nucleotides. RefSeq names its product ribosomal protein S5 (gene RPS5). The transcript has 6 exons. Gene Ontology annotation, cellular component: cytosolic small ribosomal subunit; ribosome. Gene Ontology annotation, biological process: translation; ribosomal small subunit assembly. Gene Ontology annotation, molecular function: mRNA binding; rRNA binding; structural constituent of ribosome. Lineage: Eukaryota; Metazoa; Chordata; Amphibia; Anura; Bombinatoridae. Bases 129 to 740 code for a protein of 203 amino acids. The record is from RefSeq and is a predicted model, not a curated record.
GGGAUAUCGGAAGUGACUAGCAAGGCCUUGCAGGAAGUGUGGGCCCCUGUAUAAUUGGGUAGGAGACCCCGCCCAGGCCUCUUUCCGCUCCGAGCUCCGACCGGUGUAGAACCAGCCGAGGAGACACGAUGACCGAUUGGGAGACAGUACCCGUAGGGGCAGAAACCCCAGAAAUUAAACUUUUUGGAAAAUGGAGCACGGAUGAUGUACAGAUAAAUGACAUCUCCCUGCAGGAUUACAUUGCAGUAAAGGAGAAAUAUGCAAAGUACCUGCCACACAGCGGAGGCCGUUAUGCUGCCAAGCGCUUCCGCAAGGCCCAGUGCCCCAUCGUGGAGCGUCUGACAAAUUCUCUCAUGAUGCACGGAAGGAAUAACGGCAAGAAACUCAUGACCGUUCGAAUUGUUAAGCACGCUUUUGAGAUCAUUCACCUGCUGACUGGAGAGAACCCUCUGCAAGUCCUGGUAAACGCCAUCAUCAACAGUGGACCACGUGAAGACUCCACACGUAUUGGCAGAGCUGGUACAGUGAGGAGGCAAGCUGUUGAUGUCUCACCUUUAAGAAGAGUCAACCAGGCUAUCUGGCUGUUGUGCACCGGAGCCCGUGAAGCUGCUUUUAGGAACAUUAAGACUAUUGCAGAGUGCGUAGCUGAUGAGCUCAUAAACGCAGCCAAGGGUUCCUCAAACUCAUACGCCAUCAAGAAAAAGGACGAACUGGAGAGAGUUGCCAAAUCCAACCGUUAAACUGUCGCAUUGGGAGUGUGUAGCUUCUCAUCAAAUAAAGAUUCUGUUCUCUCAA